Molecule: messenger RNA, 1210 nt
Organism: Daldinia vernicosa
Lineage: Eukaryota; Fungi; Ascomycota; Sordariomycetes; Xylariales; Hypoxylaceae
Product: Cloroperoxidase
Exons: 5
Coding region: 275-1057 (260 amino acids)
Molecular function (GO): peroxidase activity
Source: RefSeq, a predicted model, not a curated record
GCAAGGAAAGUUUUCUUAAUUAUUAGCUCCCUGUUGUUUUGUUUGUAUAGAAUAGCCCAUUGAUAAUGCAUAAUACCCGAAACUAUCAUGAAAAUCGUACGAGAAAUUGGUCUAUGUAGUUGCUACCUGCGAGUUCUUCUAAACUAAGGGGUUACUCCUAUGGACUUAGUUAAAUAUUUCAUCUCUUCUCUGUGAAAAUGAUUCUUUAUCAUUAUAGUCCUCAACACAUUUCAGAUUUCUUGCAUCUAUCGAUUAUAAACACUGCGUCGAAAUCAUGAGACUUAUUUUUCUUCCAGUCACCCUUAGCAUCGCGCUAGCGGCUGCUAUUGAACCUCUAGACAGUCAUCCGUGGCAAGCCCCAGGGCCAAAUGACUUCCGUGGGCCAUGCCCAAUGCUUAAUACACUUAGCAAUCACCAAUUCCUACCUCACGAUGGUCGGAAUAUCACUAAGGACAAAGUCAUUAGUGCUAUGGGCUCGGCUCUCAACUUUAAUGAAUCUCUCGCAGCCCUGAUGUUCCAAAUGGCUAUCGUAGCUAAUCCAAGCAAAAAUGCCACGUUUUUUACUCUGGAGCAGCUUCAAGUUCACGGCGUGCUUGAGCACGAUGCAAGUUUGAGCCGCUCAGACGCCUUCUUUGGUAACAACUAUGUCUUCAACGAAUCCAUUUUCAACGAGACCAAAUUAUACUGGACCGGCGAAACCCUUGAUGCGAACAUGCUAGCAAAUAGCAAGGUUGCCCGUCAGAUCAGCUCCAAAGCGUUCAACCCUAACUACACAUUCACGCCUACCGUCGAAAGCUUUAGCCUUGGCGAAGUUUCUGCCCCGAUUAUUGCUUUCGGCGACAUGCAGGCAGCGACUGUCAGGAGGGAUCUGGUCGAAUACUUCUUUGAGAAUGAACGUUUCCCCACAGAGUUGGGAUGGAGUACACGGACUGAAGUCGUCAACAUAGAUGCUAUUUUGAGAUUAUCAGAAAUCAUCGGCAACGCCUCAAGCCUCAUUACAAGCUCCGAGGCAGUCGUUUCAACUCGGCGACGGGAUCUACAUGCUGGAAUCUACUAGUAAAUAUGGCAUUUGAUAGCUGUGUUUUUUAGUAGUAUAGUAUGAUGAAUAUCUAUUAUUGGAGAUACUUUGUAGUUACUUCCUGAUAAGUUAGUUAGGUAGAUUAAUAAUGAUGACUUACUACUCCCUCCGUGGGAAUAGUGUCAUACUGUA